AGAAUGACUCACCAGUUCCCUACCCUGUCUGCUGGGCAGAAGAAGAAUCUACAGGAGAUAGCCCUGCGCAUAGUGUCUCCAGGGAAGGGCAUCCUGGCUGCAGAUGAGUCUGUAGGUAGUAUUGCGAAGCGUCUGAGCCAGGUGGGCGUUGAGAACACGGAGGAGAACCGCCGCAGGUACCGCCAGAUCCUCUUUAGCGCCGAUGACCGCAUCAACAGCUGUAUCGGUGGCGUCAUCUUCUUCCACGAGACGCUGUAUCAGUACUCUGAUGACGGUACCCCCUUCGUCAAGAUGAUUAAGGAAAGGGGCAUUUUGAUUGGAAUUAAGGUUGACAAGGGGGUUGUGCCCCUUCCAGGGACCAAUGGGGAAACCACAACUCAGGGACUCGAUGGCCUGUCUGAGCGUUGUGCUCAGUAUAAAAAGGACGGAGCAGACUUUGCAAAGUGGCGUUGUGUCCUUAAGAUCAGUGACACAAAUCCUUCUAAACUGGCGAUUGAAGAAAAUGCCAAUGUCCUGGCACGCUAUUCAAGUAUUUGUCAGCAGCAUGGCAUUGUGCCAAUCAUCGAGCCAGAAAUCUUACCAGAUGGAGAUCAUGAUCUAAAACGCUGUCAGUAUGUCACAGAGAAGGUCCUUGCUGCGGUGUACAAGGCCAUGUCAAACCAUCAUGUGUACCUGGAAGGCACUCUGGUUAAACCCAACAUGGUAACCCCCGGCCAUGGCUGCACCACCAAAUGCAGCCCAGAAGAGGUUGCCAUGGCCACAGUCACUGCCCUGCGCCGCACUGUCCCUCCUGCUGUGACUGGGGUGACAUUCCUUUCUGGUGGUCAGAGUGAGGAGGAGGCCUCCGUCCACCUAAAUGCUAUUAACAACUGCCCCCUGGUGAAGCCGUGGGCCCUCACAUUCUCCUACGGCCGAGCCCUACAAGCCUCUGCACUCAAAACCUGGCGUGGGCAUAAAGAAAACGAGAAUGCUGCCACUGAGCAGUUCAUCAAGAGAGCAGAGGUCAAUGGUCUGGCUGCUACGGGAAGGUACCUCCGUGGUGGCGAUGAGGACGGCCUGCAUGACUAUGGACCCAGUCAUGCAUACUGA
Messenger RNA from Osmerus eperlanus (European smelt), 1089 nucleotides. It is a transcript of the gene aldoca, whose product is annotated as aldolase C, fructose-bisphosphate, a. Gene Ontology annotation, cellular component: cytosol. The record is from RefSeq and is a predicted model, not a curated record. The coding region runs from base 4 to 1089 and encodes 361 amino acids. Gene Ontology annotation, biological process: glycolytic process; fructose 1,6-bisphosphate metabolic process. NCBI's taxonomy places the organism in Eukaryota, Metazoa, Chordata, Actinopteri, Osmeriformes, Osmeridae. The transcript has 8 exons. Gene Ontology annotation, molecular function: fructose-bisphosphate aldolase activity.